This is a messenger RNA of Salpingoeca rosetta, 2781 nucleotides long. RefSeq lists its product as uncharacterized. The transcript has 10 exons. Gene Ontology annotation, cellular component: membrane. The record is from RefSeq and is a predicted model, not a curated record. Gene Ontology annotation, molecular function: calcium ion binding. Gene Ontology annotation, biological process: homophilic cell-cell adhesion. Lineage: Eukaryota; Choanoflagellata; Craspedida; Salpingoecidae. The coding region runs from base 1 to 2781 and encodes 926 amino acids.
AUGGCUAUUGGGACCGUGACUGCCACACUCGCAUUCACAGACCCAGAAGGCACGCCCGUCAGCGUCGUUGCUGGCAGCCAAGACAGCGCGUUCGUAGCUGUGGACGGCGCCUCCAUCGUGUUCGCCGCUCCCAUCAACAGCAAUGCCAGCGACGACGUGGAUGACUCGCCCGCCACACGCGCCGGCAUCGCCAUCAGUGACCGUGGCGUUGCCCGCACGCGUACCAGACAAUGCGACCGUGGCGUUGCCCGCACGCCGGUGUCGGUGGCGGUGCUGUUGUUGUGGUUGUUGCUGCUGUUGUUGUGGUUGUUGUUGUUGUUGUGGCUGUGGUUGUCGCUGUUGUUGUUGCUGUCGCUUUUGCACGCCGCACUGCACUGCACGCCGCACUGCACUGCACGCCGCACUGCACUGCACGCCGCACUGCACACCGACACCCACAAACACCACUGCACACGCGAGUCGAUGAGCACAUACCGGCUCCUAUCCGACAGCGCUACGGACACCCCUUCUGUCACAGACCCCCUUGAUGUCAUCCCCAUCGUCCUCCUCACCAUUGUCCUCUUCGCCACCGUUAUUUGCACUGAAGCAGCGGCAGCAUCACCAUCGCAAACCACCGUUGCACCGAAGGCUGUGGCAUCGAGGAUUGGGUGGGCUUUUGAAUCCAAGCGCGCUUCGGGCAGCAACAACGAUGCUCGCAACCACCGCCAGUUCAAAGUAGCAGACAGAAGGCUUUUCACUGCCCAGUUCAGCGCGCAGCUGUUCCCUGAGGCGCCAGACAACAGCAUUGCCGACGACGAGCGUGCUGUCUUCCAGCGCCUCUCUGGGUUUCGCAGCUCCGCCAGCGAGGACGGGCCUGCGCUGGUCUUUCGCACCUGCACCGCCAGCGGCAGACUCGCAUGCUCAGCAGCGACAACCGCACAUGCACGUACGCUGUCCAGCCAGCUCUUCCCGGACACCAUCGACACGGAGACGGCGCUUGACGUGGUGGACGUGCUCGUCGUGGCGCAGGACCGCGACCUCAGCACCCUGCCCAUCGACAACAUCACCAUUGGCAACCUCCUCAUCACAGAGACGAGCUGUCAUCCAGUCCAGCAUUCGCGUGCGGCUGCAGCGGGCGGCACCACACCGCCACCCACGUCCACGCCGCUGUCGUUCCCCGUCGCCACCUGCGAGUCCUCGUCGCCCUGCGUGCGUGGCACUUGCACGACGCGCGCUGGCUUCAUCGUGUGCUUCGCCGCCAAUGAAACAUCGGCAUACACCAGCACCCAGCUGCGACAGGCAACCCUCACCGCCUUGUCCAGCAUCCCCAACACCGCCGGCGUGUGGCAGACCACGGGCGUGACAUCCACAACCGACGAGCGCUGCGUGCACGUGCUGGCAAGCGAGCAGGUGCCCGGCAACUCAAGCGUGUUGGCAGAGGUGGAGUACCGCGUUGCCACCAGCAUCUUCACCAUCGUCCACCCGGCAUCUGCGACCGCCCCGCAAGCAACGGCGCGCCGUGACCCGCUCACCUACGACGUCACCACGGCCCUGCCUGCCGGUACUCGCAUCAAGGCAUUCGGAUGUGCCUGCCCGACCGGGUUUGAGGGCGACACGUGUGCCGAUAACAUCGACGACUGCAGCCCCAACCCUUGUUGGCCCGGCACCUGCACAGACCUCGUGGCAGACUUCACGUGCUCCUGCGAAGGCACGGGCUUCCAGGGCGACCUCACGCUCACCACGCUCCUUCCUCCAGACAGCACGCCUGCCUACAUGACCUCGUUCACCCGCACGUGCCGGGCCGAUCAGACCUACACCAACACGGAGCUGGCGUGUCGUGACGUCAACGAGUGCGACCCAGACGCCCAACACCAGCCCCGCACCUACCAGCAGCAGGCGCUGUACACGUGCGAUGAUGGGUACACCACCACGGGCGAUGCACAGGCUACCGCCACCUACACGGCUACUUGCACGGCGACAGGCAACUACACGUUCCAAGGGACGUGUGUGGAGGUGGACGAGUGCGCUGCCCAGCCGUGCAUGAACGGCGGCGUGUGCACGGACCUGGUGAACGCGUUUGAGUGCGCAUGUGUCGGCGAGUGGGGUGGCCCGACGUGCAGUGAUGACACCAACAGGCCGCCAGAACGCAUCUCCCUCAGUACCACGCGCGUGCCAGAGAACACCUUCCCGCUGCCUCUCGUCACUGUCACUGUGGAAGACCCAGACACCCACCAGAGCCACACGCUGCAGGUGCUCUCAUCAACACCACGCGCGUGCCAGAGAACACCUUCCCGCUGGACAAAUGGUGGCAGUUGCAGUGGUGGCAGUGGUGGUGCAGGUGCAGCUUCUCCCACUCUGGAGAUCACGCGCGCACUGGACUUUGAGGUGGAUGGGUCGGCCAUCGAGGCUGUCGUGCGUGCAACAGACAACGGCACCAUUUCCCACCUGUCGGCUGACUUUCUUGUGCGCAUCAACGUUGAAGACAACAACGACGCGCCAACAGCCGUGCUGCUUGAUACCACCAGCAUUGCAGAGAGCAUGCCAGCUGGCACCCUUGUAUCCCGCAUCAGCACCGUGGACCAAGAUGCUGGUGACAUCUUCACAUACGCACUUGUGUCUCCGCAAGGCUCAACAGCCGCUGCAGCCUUUCAAAUCAUGGGCGACAUGCUGCUGGUCAAGUCUGCAGCGCCGCUCAACCACGAGGCCAACCCUGUCGUCACCACGUCUGCGCUGCUGUUGUGGCGUGUGCUGGCUGCUCGGGCACAGGGAACUGCUGUAGCGGCUGCUGCGACGUGUCGUUGA